CCCCCUUUUUGCCCUUGUUUAGAUUCUGCCUCCAUCUCUCCCACCUCUUCGAUCAGAUCGAUCUUUGCGUUUCGUAAUAUCAGGCAACCAUUUUUGUAUACUGAACUCAUGACGCUUGGCUCAGGAGGAUCCAGUGUGGUCGUGCCUCGGAAUUUCAGAUUGUUGGAGGAGCUUGAGCGUGGUGAAAAGGGUAUUGGAGAUGGCACUGUGAGUUAUGGAAUGGAUGAUGGCGAUGACAUUUAUAUGCGUUCUUGGACCGGUACCAUCAUUGGUCCUCACAAUUCUGUACAUGAAGGCCGCAUAUAUCAAUUGAAGCUAUUUUGUGACAAAGAUUACCCCGAGAAGUCUCCUACCGUCCGUUUCCAUUCUCGGAUCAACAUGACUUGCGUCAACCAUGAGACUGGAGUGGUGGAGCCGAAGAAGUUUGGGAUACUGGCAAAUUGGCAGAGAGAGUACACAAUGGAAGAUAUACUGACACAGCUGAAGAAAGAAAUGGCGGCUCCACAUAACCGGAAGCUAGUUCAGCCGCCAGAAGGUACGUUUUUCUAGCUGAUAUGAUAUUAUAGAUGAAUAUGAUGAAUGAUGAAUGUUGCAUAUUCUUGUAUGCAAAUUUGAUGGUUUGGAUGUAGAGAGGGUGGAUUUGCUUUGAAGAAGCCUUCUUUUCUAUUUUGACUCUCAUGGCUCUGUUUCUUGGCUACUGCUGUGCUGUUUGAUUCAUGGGAUUCUUGUUUGUGUCAAAUGUUUUAUAUAUAUGUAACUUCUUUUAGUAA
Molecule: messenger RNA, 770 nt
Organism: Cynara cardunculus var. scolymus (artichoke)
Lineage: Eukaryota; Viridiplantae; Streptophyta; Magnoliopsida; Asterales; Asteraceae
Product: ubiquitin-conjugating enzyme E2 variant 1C
Exons: 4
Coding region: 109-549 (146 amino acids)
Biological process (GO): protein K63-linked ubiquitination; DNA damage tolerance
Cellular component (GO): nucleus
Source: RefSeq, a predicted model, not a curated record